Planococcus citri (citrus mealybug) is the source of this 6388-nucleotide messenger RNA. RefSeq lists its product as uncharacterized. Bases 1 to 4938 code for a protein of 1645 amino acids. The transcript has 3 exons. Gene Ontology annotation, biological process: DNA integration. The record is from RefSeq and is a predicted model, not a curated record. Gene Ontology annotation, molecular function: nucleic acid binding; zinc ion binding. Lineage: Eukaryota; Metazoa; Arthropoda; Insecta; Hemiptera; Pseudococcidae.
AUGCCGGAAACCAGCGAAAAUGCCGAAAAGCUAAAAGCGUUAUCCACCCGAAAGUCCAGACUUCGUUCUUCACUGACUAGAAGUAUGUCAUACAUAAGUGAGAAGCUGGCGACGGCAGAUUUUAACGAAGUUAAAGUGAAAUUGACAAUGGUCGAAGAUAUAUAUAAAAAUUAUCUUGCUUUACUUGACGAAUUCGACAACUUCGAAGUUCCGGAUCUGGACCCUUUCAUAGAAAAAUUCGAAGAUGACUACAUCGCCAUUAAAGGUAAAUUAGAAAGCAGUAUCGAAAAAUUCUCUAAUAGCACUGCUGUUCCAGGUUUUAAAAGACAGUGUACAACUGAAUCUGGUGGUAGCGGUAGUUGUUGUUCUUCUUCAAAAGCUACGAUUAAGUUACCAAAGUUGGAGUUGAAGAAAUAUGGUGGUAAUCUACUUGAAUUCGAAUCGUUUUGGUCUUCGUUCAACUCAGCUGUACAUAAUACUGAUUUAGAAGCAACUGAUAAAUUUACGUACUUGAGAAAUAACCUGGUAGGCGAAGCUGAAUUAUUGUUGAAAGGUAUGGGUACCACUGCUGCAAACUAUCCAAUCGCAUACGAAAUGGUAAAAAAGAAGUUUGGUAAUAAAAAGAAAUUAAUUGAUUUAUUAUACGAUAAUUUAACGAAAAUUCCAAAAAGUAACAAAUGGACUAAAAAUUUGCGAAAUACUUACGAUAAUAUUGAAUCGAAUUUACAUGCUUUAGAAGGUGUAGGUGAAAAUAUUCAAAACAACACCAUACUGUACUCGAUGAUUAUGAAGAAGUUUCCAUUUGAUAUAAUUAUGAAAGCCGAUUUGGAUGUUGCAAGUAACGAUUUAUCCGAAUUGAGGCAGAAAGUUGGCGAAUUGAUAUGGAAACAAGAGCAAUAUUGUGGUACUACAGAGAGCUUGAUAACUGGUGAUAGAAAACCGAGUAAAAAAUGUAUCUAUUGCGGUGAAACGUCACAUUAUUCCGAUGAAUGCAGCAAAAUAACGACAUUGGAAGACCGAAGAAAGAAAUUGAAUGGUCGUUGCAUCAUUUGUUUGAAUCCUGGUCAUCUCGCUAAAGACUGUACGGUAAACAAACCAUGUGUACAUUGUAAGAAACGUCGUAGUCAUCAUCGUAGUUUAUGUAUUAAAUUAUUUUCAAAAGAAGUUAGUAAUCCUGAACCAACUGAAUCUUUACUAAUGAAAGAUCAAGAAGGUAACCUGUUAGCAGCCACAAUCAACGUUGGUAAUGAAAGUCGUGUUCAGAAAGUUACCUCAAUUCUGGAUAGCGGUUCAAGAAGAUCGUACAUUACUACGAGGUUGGCCGAUAAAUUAAAAUUGAAGCCUCUUCAUUAUGAAACGAUUAGAAUUUCUACGAUUUGUUCCGAAGCUCCUCGAGAAAUUUCAACCAAGGUCGUUAGUUUAGAUAUUUUUACAAAUGAUGGUGAAAAAAUAAAAAUCACUGCAAAUACGAUACCUAAAAUUAUUAAUCGAAUAAAUCACCACGAUAUUAAGUUAGAUUCCAGAUUCAAGAAAUUCAAGCUCGCUGAAGUUGAUAAAAAUCUUGUACCUGAACUCCUGAUUGGAAAUGACUACAUGUUCGAUUUUAUGGUCAUGGAAAAAGUAAUUAUUGAUGAUUCAACUUCGUUAAUCAAUUCGAAAUUUGGAUGGCUGGUUGUUGGUCGAAUCAAUAAAAACCACGAAACUCCAGUUUUCUUCUCCGAGAUUGAAAUGGUAGAAAACCUAUGGAAAUUAGAUGCGAUUGGGAUAGAUGAUUCAACCUCAGUGGAGGAUAUUGGCGAUGAACUUGCGGUAAAAAGUUUUUAUGAUAAUAUAGAAUUGAUAGAUAAUCGUUAUGAAGUAGCUUGGCCCUGGAAAGAGUACCCUCCUGAUUUAAAAUCGAACAAAGGGCUCGCCUACGGUCGUUUGAAAUCUCAGAUGAGAAAAUUCGAAAAGAACAAAGAAUUAUUCGACGAAUAUGACAAAGUGAUCAAAUACCAAGAGUCUCAAGGUAUUAUCGAACGAGUCAACGAAUCUAUCAACGAUAAAGAAGAUUUAGUUCAUUAUCUUCCGCAUCACGAAGUUCUGACACCAGGUAAAAGUACCAGUUUACGAGUUGUUUAUGACGGUUCUGCAAAAUCUCGAAAAAUUGAUAAAAGCUUAAACGAUUGUAUUUUUCGUGGUCGUGUUCUUUUGGAAACGUUAUGCGGUUUGAUUUUGCGCUUAAUGUUGAGAUGUUUUGUAUUAACUUCUGAUAUUGAAAAAGCAUUUUUGCAAAUCGGUUUGAAAUUACGUGAUCGCGAUUUUGUUAGAUUUAUUUGGAUAAAAGAUUUUAAUAAACCGCUAAACUUCGAUAAUUUGAUUAUAUUUCGCUUUACUAAAAUUCCGUUCGGUGUUAUUGCUAGUCCGUUUUUGUUAACUUUAACAAUAAUUUUUCAUUUAAAUCAAUAUGAUUCGAAGUUCGUUCCGCUAUUACUAAGAAGUUUUUAUGUGGAUAAUCUUAUCUUGAGUGUCGAUUCGGUAGAUGAAGCUAUUGAUCUUUAUAAUUUUUCAAAAUCUUGUUUUAAUGAUGCUUCGAUGAAUUUACGUAAUUGGGUUACGAAUUGUAAUGAACUUAAAAAUGUUUUAAAACCAGAAGAUCGUUUAGAUGUAUCUGAAAUUAGUAUUUUAGGGUUAAAAUGGAAUGUUAAAAAUGAUACUUUUGUGAUUAAUCAUAAACUCACUAAUUCGACUAUUAUUAUUACAAAACGUGAAGUUGUAAAAAAGGUAUCCUCGAUUUUUGAUCCGUUAGGUUUUUUGUGUCCUGUUGUUUUACCAGCUAAAUUAUUUAUUCGAUAUUUAUGGGGCAAAAACUUAGAUUGGGAUGAUGUUUUAGAUGAGAAAGAUCAAAAGUCGUGGAAAGAAUUAUUAGAUAACUUGAAAUGUAUUUCGAAUGUAGAAAUAGAUCGGUACGUAUUUCGUGGCACUAAUGCUUGUAAUGAUUUUGAUUUACAUUGUUUCGUUGACGCGUCUCAAAAAGCUUAUGCUGCAACUGUUUACGUUAAGAAAAAUAAUUUAACUCGUCUCGUUUUUGCUAAAUCUCGUCUCGCUCCUCGCAAUAAUUUAACUAUUCCAAAGUUAGAAUUGUUAGCUAUAUAUAUCGGUAGUCAAAUCGUGAAUUUCGUUAAGAAUGAAUUUUCUGAUGUUAAUAUCAAAAAUAUUUAUGUAUGGUCCGAUUCCAAAUGUGUAUUAUCAUGGUUAUGUUCGAAAAAAGUUUUGCCCAAAUUUGUAGAAAGAAUUGUGAAGAAAAUUGAUAAAUCGUUCAAUUAUCGCUACGUUCCAUCUGCUGAAAAUCCUGCUGAUAUAGCCAGUCGCGGUGCAGAAGUGCAAGAUUUGAAUUCGUUCUGGUGGGAAGGCCCCACAUGGUUGAAAGAGAUGGAAGUUGCUUGGCCAAAGGCAAUGAAUUUACAAUUUGAAUCCGAACCUGAACCUGAACCAGAACCAGUACUUAUCUCCAAUAAUACAGCUGUAAUUCAGCCUCCUUUUAAAAUCGAUUGUACUCAAUUUAAAACCCUCAACUAUCUACUUGAUGCAACGUUAAGCUACAUGAAAAAUGUCAAUCCGAAUAAUAUUGUUCAGAAAACCGAAGAAGCUUUCAACCAGUGGAUUAUGUAUAUCCAAAACAAAAAUUAUCCUGAUAUUUCGCAACCUAAUCCGCUUGGUUUAAAACGUGAUUCUCAAAAUAUUAUACGUUGUCAUGGACGCCUGGUUGAAUCAUGUCUCGACGAUAAUGCAAAGUUUCCAAUACUUCUACCUGAGAAAGAAUACUUCACUCACUUAUUAAUUGAAAAAAUUCAUAUCGAUAACUAUCAUGUUGGCGUUUCGCAUACUCUCUCUGAAUUGAGAAAAAAUUUCUGGAUUCCAAAAGGCAGAUCGACGGUGUACUACGUUCUAAAAAAAUGUGCUAACUGCAAAUACUACGAUGGUGGUCCAUAUAAAUAUCCUGCAAUUCCUCCGUUACCUGAAUUUCGUGUAAAUCAAAGCAGUCCGUUUUCCUGUUGUGGUAUCGACACAUUUGGUCCUUUAUACGUCAGUGAUAACUCAGUCCAGAAAAAAGUAUUUGUUAGUAUUUUUGUUUGUAUGAUUACGCGUGCGAUUCACUUAGAACUUUUAGAGAAUAUGACCACUCAAGAAUUCCUACUCGCUUUUCGUAAUUUUAUAGCAUUACGCACAAUUCCAAAAUUUGUAAUAAGUGACAACGCGCCACAAUUUAAAAUAACCAAAUCAGCUUUUGAAAAUCUUUGGCAACAAAUAAUUUCUGAUAAUGAUGUAAUAGAUUUUUGUAAAAAUAAUUUGAUAGAAUGGAAACUGUUGCCUGAAUAUGCCCCGUGGCAUGGCGGUUUUUACGAAAGAUUAAUCAGUAUAGUGAAAAUGUCGCUAAAGAAAACAAUUUUUAAUUGUAUAAUAACAGAAAAUCAAUUGAGAACCGUGUUGUAUGAAGUAACUUCUGUUAUUAAUUCGCGUCCUAUUGUUUAUGUAGGUGAAAAUGAUAGUAAUGUAUUAACACCUAAUGAUUUGAUGAAUACCAAAUUCGAUUUUAUUCCGGAUAUUGAUAAUGUUAAAAAUAUUAAACGUGAUGUAAUCGUAAAUUUAUGGAAAAGAUCUAACGAUAUUAUUAAUCAAUUUUGGAACGUUUGGAAAUUUCAAUAUUUAACUAGUCUUCGUGAACGUAAUAUUAGUAUAAAACAAAAGAAAAAUGUAGUAGACUUAGUUCCUAAAGUAGGAGAUAUCGUAUUAAUUGAAGGUGAUAAAAAAUUUUGUCCUAGAGGAGAGUGGAAAGUUGGUAAAGUAAUUAAUGUUAAUGUUAGCUCAGACAGUAAUGUUAGAUCAGCAAUCGUUGAAACUAAAAAUUCUAAACUUACCCGUCCCAUUAACAAAUUGUAUCCCUUGGAAACAUCGUAAUUUUUCUCGUUUAUACUUAUUAUUUUAAAUUUAAAAAUUCGUUUUUUUUUUUUUUUCGCCGGGAGUGUCGCGGAUUCGCGGUUAUUAAUUAUAUUUGGCUAUGUUUUUGUUAUAUUUAAAGUUCGCGAUCUCGAUAAUAUUCGGCUGCUAGGUUUGUUAUCUUGAAGAUUCAAAAGUUUUUGUUAUUGUUUUUAUUCGAAAAUAAAUAGAGUACGAAAAGGGUUCGUAUUGAAGCGAUUAAAUCAAUCGCCCUUAUUGUUGAAUUCCUUUUUCGUUACCCCCCACCAUUCACUCCUACGAAAAAAAUAUUGUCAGAUUCGUGAUCUACACCCUCAAAAACAUACAUUUCGACAUAUCACACAUCAAUAUUGUCAAAUUUUGAAUUUUUCACCCCCCCCUCACCACCUCACCAUCCACCACUACCAAAAAAAUGUCAAAUUCGUAUUCUGCGACCCCAAAAACAUGAGAGAGCAUAUCAUUGUAUUAUUGUUUUAAGGUUCAUUUCAAGUUUUUGAAUUACAGGCGUUUUGAGGGUGCUCACAGCCCACUGUGCGCCGGGACGGACGCCCUGUAUAAACUGAAACCAAAGUAAUAAUUUAGAGAUACUUAUUGAAUCUUCCAUAAUUCUGGGUACACAUGCAUUAGAUAAAAAGUGAACACGAUAUUACGUAGAUGAAUAAACGGGUAAGCAUAAAAACUAGAUAGAUAAUUAUUAAAUUUCAACGAUCGUAAUUAAAUUUUAUAUUUUUGCCUAUUCACAGUCAAUUACCCACAUACUUAUCUUUGUUUGUUUUUUUUUGUAUUCUUCUGGGUAAUUAAAAUUUAAUGCAAGGUGUGUACAUACCUAUAUAAACCUCAAGCAAAUUGGCAAAUGUUGAGAUACUUGAGUAUUCAUUCUACGUAUCAGAGUUCUGUUUACAGUUUUAGGUAAAAAGUUGAACCAAUAAUAAGGUACCAUGGAGAAACUUACAAUUUUGGUGAUCGGUUUAUUGAUUGUCUGCGUUACAGUAGUUCCAGAAAUCGAAUCUCGACGAAUGGAAUCUGGAAUGGGAUCUGGAAUGUGUUGUAGUAUGAAUGGAAAGAAAUUCCACGAAGAAAACACUUGCAUGAUGAUGUGUAAAGAAGGGUGUAAAUCCAAAGGAUGCGGUGGAUUUAAACACUGUAUGCCUAUAGCGGGCGCACCAAUGGAAAUGUAUGGUUGUAUGUGCCAAAUGGGAUGAUCAAUAAUUAGGUAUAGGUACCUAUAUAAUGUGCACAAAGUCAAAAUUGCAAGUAUUGUGACCAGUUGAUGUGGGCUUUUUGUCUUAUUAUAUAGGUACUCCUAAUUCAUAUUAAUAUUUUACAUUUAAAUAAAUCUUUCAAUCCUUUAUUAGGACUAGAAUAUAUUUUUGUGAUCUAGGCUUUUUUGUCCUGUUGUAAUUACAUUCAAAUAAAUCGAUUCUUUACCCAA